Paramecium sonneborni is the source of this 3178-nucleotide messenger RNA. The record is from the annotation of a GenBank genome assembly. NCBI's taxonomy places the organism in Eukaryota, Ciliophora, Oligohymenophorea, Peniculida, Parameciidae.
AUGCUUAACUAAGCCUUUCUCUUUUAAGUACUUGAGGAACGAUUAAACAAAAUUUAUCAAGGGAAUAUUGUUGUCUUGGAAUAAAUUCAAUACUUUAAAUUAAAGAACAUAAGAACUAUAAUUGUUGUUGGAUAAUAAAAUCAUACUAAGUUUACAGAUUAUGCUACCUAUCAUGUACUAUUGAUAAAAUGACAUAGAGAGUAGAUGAAAACAUUGGAGAAGCAAUAGACAUAUUUGAAAAGACUUCCCAAAUCAUUUAGAACGAAAUAAAACGUUCUUCUGUAUUAGUAUGUUGUCAGAAUGGAUUGAAUUGGAGCACAGCUAUUUUAAUAGCCUAUUUAAUUAGUGCUAAGAAAUGGUAAUAUGAAAAGGCCUUUUAUCAUUUAAAAUCUAUGAAAUAUGUAGUAAAUCCAUCAUUAGCACUCAAAAAGUAACUAAUUUUAUUCAACACUAAAGUCCAUAGUAUGAAAAAUUUAAAUCAAGAAAACAAAAUAAUUCAAUCUUAUUUAAUUGUUCCUUCUAAAUUCUAAUAAAGAAUAAUUGAACAAAAUUAAAAACUAUAAUAUUUUGAGGAUUCUAGACAUUCACAAGAGGAAAGAAAUUCAACAAGUUCUAAUUAAUGUGAUAAGACUCCUAUGUUUUAUUCUCCAAAAAACUAAAACAACAAUAAUAAUAAUAGUAGUAAUAGUAUUGGUAAAAAGAAACUUUCUGUUGUAUAAUCAGAUACUAAGAUCAUAAAAAAAUAGAGUUUAACAAAAUUAGUAAGAUAAUUAAGAAAUUAUACAUUCUAAAUUGAUGAUGGAAAUUUUAUCAAUAAUAAUAAUAAUAAUAAUAAUAAUAAUAAUAUUAAUAUUAUUAAAUAGAAUGCCAAUAAUUAUUUUACAAAUUAACCUCUAAUUACAAAUUCGCCAAAAUUCAAAGAUGAAGAAUAGCCUAUGAUAAAGCCUACAAGAAGAAAAUUUGCACAUAGAACAAAAAGUACUAUAAAUGGUUGAUUUAUUAAGGGUUUAAAAAUGCCUUUUAUUUUAAUUUCCUUAUGGUUUUAAUAAUCAGUAUAUUCGUUAUAUUAAAAUUAAAAUUAAAAAAUGUUAGAUAAUUAUUAGUGUCCAAGCAAAUAACAUUGUUUAUAGAAAAAUCAUCAGAAGAAAUAUCAGGAUGAUUCAGUAAACGAUUCUAAUUCUUUUAAAUUAACUUCUAAUAUUAGAAAUUAAAUAUUAGGAGUAUCUAAAAUAUCAGACAUUAAAGUCUACAAUGAUUAUUCUAUUGAUUCAUAGAUAUUUGAUAAGAGCAGUAUCUUGGAAUAAUCAUUAGAAUAAGAACUUAGAAUAUGGAAGGAACAAUAUAAAAUUGAUCCUCAAGUUGUCUAAAAAAUAGAAUAAUGUAUUAUGAUGAUAGUUACAUUCUAGAAAUAAGAAAUAUUGAUAAUCAAAUAACUUAAUUAGCAACAUAAUUUGAAAUAUGCAUCAAUUUACAAUAAAAAACUUAAUCAUAUUUUUAAGAAUUUCAACAAAUUGUCAAAGGAACAACUUUUACAAAGUUCUCUAGAUCUAAUAGUAAAAAAACUGCUUUAAGAACAAUAUUCUAUUGUCCUUUUUUGAGUGCAAUUUGUUGGAAAUCUAAAACAUCUAAAUUUCCUUCUUCUAAAUAAAUUAUUCCAAUAGAUUAAAUAAUUCAGAUACAUACUAAUUAUUCAAAGUAAGUUAAUAUAUUUUAAACAAUAGAUAUAAAUUAUUUAAAAAAAACUUUACAAUUCCUAAAUAAUUUAAUGAAGAGUUUUUUCUAGCAAUUGAAGGAAGAAACGGAUAUCGUUUAGAAUUGAUUGCAGAAUCAAAAUAAGAAUAAGAUCUAUAUAUAAGAAUACUAAAUUAAUUAAUAGACAAUAAUCAAAAAUCAUUCAAUAGUUCAUUUUUUAUUGAAUAAUAUUCACAAAACAUUGACUAAAUAAAAAAGGUAAUAAUUUUUAUCUAAAGAUUAAUAGAAUUUAGAUAACUCUAAAUUAUGUUUUAUAGAGGCUAUGGAAAAAUUAUAAUAUAAUUUCAUUUAAAAUACAACAUCAUUACUAUAACAUGAAAAAGAAAAGAAUAUACUUUUAAAAAAGAGAUCUUGCCAUAUGAUGAAUUAGAAUAAAUAAUUAAUUGACGAAUUAGGAUAAUAAAAUCAUAAAUAGAAGCAAAUGAUUUAAGAAUUAUAAUUAUAAAAGGAAUAUUAUGAAUAAAGGAUUGUAUAAUUGUAGGAGUUUUAUAAUGUAAGAACUAUGCAAUUUAAAACAAGUUAGAGCCCUUAAAUUUCAUAAAUUAAUCAAAUCCUAAAAGAUAUUAUAGGGCUAAAUGGAGAAAAUAGUGUUUACAAUGAAUCUUUGAUUGAUAUACAGGUCUAAUAAAUAGAUCAAUAUUAAGAUUGUUUGAAAAAUCUAAGAAAAGUUUAAGAAAUCUUAGUAAACUAAUAAAAUUUAGAAAUAAAUUUAAGAACUAAAAUGGAAAAGUAUUAGAGUGAAAAUUAGAAUUUAUAACAAUAAAUAAAAAAACUUUAAAAUGAUACAGUUGAAUGCGAAGGAAUAAAUUAAAUGUUAUAAAAAAAAUUAAUUGAUUUUAAUUUAAAUAUGGAAUCAAAAGAGGAAUAAUUUAAUACUGUUAUAAAAGAGAUUUAAAGUCUAAAAUAACAUUUACCUUGUAGAAUGAGCACAUCAUAAUCUUAAUCAGAAUAUUCAAUCAAAUUUAGUGAAUAAGAUCAAAUUCUUUUUAAUUUCUAUCUGUAAAUUAUGACAUUUGUUUUUUUUGUUUUGGUUCCUGAAGAACUUAAUAAUGAAUUUGAUUAAAUUAUGCAAGGAUUUUUUUUGAAGAUAAGUACAAAAUAUGGAGAUUUGCUAUAGAUAUCUUUAUUGAUAAAAUAAAUAAAUAAAGUGUAUCAAAAUUUAGAAUUACAAUAAAGAAAUAAAAUAGAUUAAAUGUUUAAAGAAUAAAUUUAUCAUUAUUAGAAUUACAUUCAAAAAUCUAAUAAAAAAAGUAUGCCUUCACCUACAAAUACUUAAAAUUAAAUUAAAUUACUAUCAAUUGACAAAACAUUUUCAUCUCCAAAUAAUAAGAUUUUUGUUAAGAAUAAUGCAAAAUUUUAUAAGAGAGAAGCAUUUUAAUCUUUAGAUCCUUAAUAAAUAAAAUAUUUGUCAUAAUUAGUUAAAUGA